Messenger RNA from Cuscuta epithymum, 2540 nucleotides. NCBI's taxonomy places the organism in Eukaryota, Viridiplantae, Streptophyta, Magnoliopsida, Solanales, Convolvulaceae. The record is from the annotation of a GenBank genome assembly.
CACCCUGCCACUCACGAGAACGAAAGGCAAAUUCUAGAGAGAAGGAGAGGGAGAGGAAGAAGAAGAAGGAGAAAGGAGAAGGAACCGGGUUAAGGUUAAGCAACUGCUACAAUUCUUGUUCGGAAACGGGGUUUGCGUUAUUUGUGAUUGGGCCUACCAGCAGAAAUCCGGAAAAGCCACUGUUUGGAUUGGAUAACUUCCUCUUUAAUUCACGCUUUGAGGAUUUCAAUUUUCUAUCCGAAUUCUCCCUUCUGUGUUCGUAUCUCACAGGUACUCUGCUUCUGGAUCUUCCUUCGCAACCUUUUUGCUCGGAAUUCUUCAUCCUCUGUUGAUAAAUCUCAUUUCCUUUGAGUUGAAUUUCGCACGGGGCAGCUGAAUUCUGUCAAGUAGGCGGUAAUUCGAACCGGACUUCACAAAUUCUCGUCGGACAAUUCGCACAGAUUUUGAUCUCUUAAACAAGGUCCCGAAUGCGCCUCGAAUCAUUAGGGCGGCGGAUCUAAGAAGCAGCUGGAGAAUUUAAUUAUCUGAUUCGUCAAAUUUUGGCAAAAUCUUUCGGAGAUUCUGUUGAGUUUUGCGAUUCCGGCCGCCUUAAAGAGGCUCCGUAGAGGGAGAUGGAGUUGCCUCAACCUAGAGCUCUUGGAACAGACGGCAGAAAGACAACGCAUGACUUCCUUUCUCUAUAUUCACCUAUGGAACAGGAUCCGAGACCCCGCCAAGGAGGUUACCUUAGAACUCAUGACUUCUUGCAACCAUUGGAAGAGAAUAUUGUUGGGAAGGAAGAAGGCAAGCUUGGAGUCCCAAUGGUUGAAAAGCUUCCAUUGCUGGCACAUCCUCCUUCCACGGAACAUAAUAACCUUCCAGGUGGGAUUGGGACAUUUAGCAUUUCUCAUUUGCAAGGGGUUCCAAAGCCAGAGGGCAGCAUAUAUACUAUGACCCAUCCAAGUAGUACUGAUAUGAACGAUGAAAAUUCAAACUCCAGUUCGUAUACGGGGAGUGGAUUCACCCUUUGGGAUGAAUCUGUCAUGAGCAAGGGAAAGACAGGGAAGGAGAGUUUUUCAGGAGAGAGACAUGUUCUGGGAGAAACCGGUUUGAACACUGGAGGACAGCAGAGUGCAAUGAUGGAAUGGCCAUCACAAUCAUCAUCCAAUCAUAGGCAUAGCUCAAGAACCUUUAGUUCCUUCUCAUCCUCUCCACAAUUGACUGCUCAAAACCACCAGAGCUUCCUAAAUAUGUUAGGGUCAGCGAGAAGUGCACAAGAUGAGGAUGAGGAAGAAGAAGAGGAAGAUUUUGUCAUCAAGAAAGAGCCAUCAGCUCACCCAAAAGGAGACAUAUCAGUUAAAUCUGUUGGAAAAGGCAAUAAUCAGAAGCCAAAUACUCCGCGCUCCAAACACUCGGCAACAGAACAGCGGAGAAGGAGCAAAAUCAAUGACAGAUUUCAGAUGUUGAGGGGUAUCAUCCCACACAGUGACCAAAAGAGAGAUAAAGCAUCAUUCUUGCUAGAGGUCAUCGAGUACAUUCAGUUCCUACAAGAAAAAGUGCAAAAGUACGAGGGAUCAUACCAAGGCUGGGAACAUGAACCAAUAAAGUUUCCAUGGAGCAAAUGCCAAACGGGGACUCAAGGUUUCAUGAACCAUUCACAUAUGACGAGUAAUAAUGCGUCUGAUCCGGCCCUAAUGUAUGCUUCAAGAUUCGCUGAUAUCAAACCAGUGAUAUCUCUUAUCAACGGACAGAAAGCAGAACCAGAAGCAAAGACGUGUUCGGUAAAAGAUACUAUUAGUCAUCACCAACCUGUGCCCCUACCAUUCAAUCCAAACGUGUUCCAUCAUUGUGGGACCAGUAAGGUAGCAGCAUCACAGCCGUUGCCUAAACUGACAUCAGAUAGAGAUAAACUGUCAUCACGGCAUCAAUCUCAAUUUCCUCCUCCACUCAACCAUGUUGUCUCAAGCAACAAAACAAAUGAUCAGAACCUGAAUAUUGAAAGUGGUACGAUCAGCAUUUCAAGCAUCUAUUCACAAGGGUUAUUAAGUACUCUCACGCAAGCACUUCAGAAUGCUGGUGUGGAUCUUUCACAAGCCAGCAUCUCAGUUCACAUUGACCUUGGUAAGGGAGCAAAUGGCAGAUUGAGUUCUUCUCCCGCGUCCACAGGCAAGGGUGAGGAUGUAUCCACAAGCAACGAACCAAAUCUACGACCCAUAGCUACAAGUGCAGAGCCGGAGGAGGAAUCUGGGCAAGCCAGGAAAAGGAUAAAAUCUAGCAGAAACUAAGCUGGAAAAAAAGCAUUCAUUUUGUAAUUUUUUUAUUCAUUUUUUUAAUUAUUGAUAUUAUUUUGGAUUCCCUUGCUGUUCCUUCAUAAGGAUUAAUCAGAUACUGGCAUUUAAUAUAUAUAUACAUAAAUAUAUAGGAAUCUAUUCAAACGAAAUCGCAAACCCAAUGUACAUGCAUGUAAUAUUGUAAUGUACUCUUCAUUAAUGAUUAGUUAAUAUUUAUUAUGCUAGUCCUCAUCCUUAAGGAUCGGAGGAAUUUUAGUUUUUUUUGGCUGU